GUGGGAGUCCUGAAGGGACGCCCCAGCCCAUCGCGUGUUGUUUGUCUCAUUGCAGGAGGGAAUCCCAAAGGGAAGUUUGCUCUGGGAUUGGUUCAGAAUGAGUGGAAGGUUUAUGUUAAAAGGCCUCUAGAUCGGGAAGAGCAAGACGUUUAUUAUCUGAACAUCACCGCCACAGAUGGCCUCUUUGUAACCCAAGCUGCUGUGGAAGUGACCGUCACUGACGUUAAUGAUAAUAAUCCAGUUUGUGAACAGGUUGCAUACACAGCACUGUUUCCUGAAGACAUACCAUCAAACAAAGUCAUUCUUAAAAUCAGUGCUAAAGAUGCAGACAUUGGGUCCAACGGUGAAAUUCGCUACUCUCUCUAUGGUGCUGGGAACAAUAAGUUUUUCUUAGAUCCAGAAAAUGGUGAGCUGAAAUCCUUGGCCCCUCUCGACCGAGAGAAAAUCCCUGCGUACAACUUGGUUGCCCGAGCGACAGAUGGUGGUGGCAGGUUUUGCCAGUCAGAAAUCCAUCUUAUUUUAGAAGAUGUUAAUGACAAUCCACCAGUGUUUUCAUCUGAUCACUACACCGCAUGCGUCUAUGAAAAUACAGCCACUAAAGCUUUGUUAACAAGAGUCCAAGCCACUGAUCCUGAUGUUGGUGUGAACAGAAAAGUUACCUAUUCCCUGGCAGACUCUGCAGGUGGUUACUUCUCAGUCGACCGGUCAUCAGGAAUCAUUAUUUUGGAGCAUCCACUUGAUAGAGAGCUUCAGUCUUCCUAUAACAUCAGUGUAAAGGCCUCAGAUCAGAGCAUUGUGCUGACCUUGUCCUCGUUUGCUACCGUUACCAUUACAGUGCUGGACAUAAAUGACAACCCCCCUGUGUUUGAAAGAAGAGAUUAUCUUGUUACAGUACCUGAAGACACCUCACCUGGCACUGAGGUCCUUUCUGUUUUUGCUACGAGCCAAGACAUUGGUACUAAUGCUGAGAUUGCCUAUGUCAUCAGGUCGGGCAAUGAGAAAGGGAAGUUCAGGAUUAACUCAAAAACAGGAGCGAUUUCCAUUUUUGAAGCUUUGGAUUACGAAUCAUGUAAGGAUUUCUACUUAGUAGUAGAAGCAAAAGAUGGAGGUACUCCAGCUUUGAGCGCCGUCACGACCGUGAAUGUAAACGUGACGGAUGUUAAUGACAACGCACCGAAAUUCAGCCAGGUGGUCUACAGCGCGGUCAUCAGCGAGGACGCUGCCAUCGGUGACUCGGUGAUAAUGUUGAUAGCAGAAGAUCUGGACAGUCCUUCCAAUGGCCAGAUUCAUUUUUCCAUAGUGAAUGGGGAUCGAGACAAUGAAUUUUCUGUUGAUCCUGUUUUGGGACUCGUGAAGGUUAAAAAGAAAUUGGAUAGAGAAAGGAUAUCUGGUUAUUCAUUAGUUAUCCAGGCAAGAGAUAGCGGCACCCCUCCUUUGUCUUCAUCUGUGACGGUCAACGUGGACAUUUCCGAUGUGAAUGAUAAUAGCCCUGUAUUUACUCCAGCUAAUUAUACAGCUGUAAUUCAAGAAAAUAAACCAGUGGGCACAAGCAUUUUGCAGCUGGUAGUGACAGACAAAGACUCUUUUCACAAUGGCCCCCCUUUUACCUUCACCAUCCUCACUGGCAAUGAAGAGGAGGAGUUUACGCUGGACCCUCACGGUGUCUUGAGAUCUGCAGUCAUCUUCAAGCACAUGGUUGCAACCGAGUAUGUGCUCUGCGUGCAGGCAAAGGACUCUGGAAAGCCUCAGCAGGUUUCCCACACCUACGUUCAGGUGAGAGUUAUUGAAGAGAGCAUUCACAAACCGACUGCCAUUCCACUGGAGAUUUUCAUUGUCACCAUGGAAGACGAUUUUCCUGGCGGAGUCAUUGGGAAAAUUCAUGCCACAGACCAGGAUGUGUAUGAUGUCCUCACAUAUACGCUAAAAUCAGAGCAGAAAAGUUUGUUCAAGGUCAACAGCCAUGAUGGAAAGAUCAUUGCGCUUGGAGGGCUUGAUAACGGCAAGUAUGUCCUGAACGUCUCUGUCAGUGAUGGCCGGUUCCAGGUACCCAUCGACGUUGUGGUCCACGUUGAGCAGUUGCUACAAGAAAUGCUGCAGAACACAGUCACCAUCCGUUUUGAGAACGUUUCCCCGGAAGACUUUGUGGGCCUUCACAUGCACGGGUUCAGGCGUACCUUGCGAAACGCAGUGCUCUCCCAAAAACAAGACAGCCUGCACAUCAUCAGUAUUCAGCCGGUGGCAGGCAGCAGUCAGCUUGACAUGCUGUUUGCGGUUCAGAUGCACAACGGUGGUUUCUAUAAGCCUGCCUAUUUGAUUCAGAAGCUUACCAAUGCAAGGAGACACUUGGAAAAUGUGAUUCGUAUUUCUGCUAUCUUGGAGAAGAAUUGCUCUGGACUAGAUUGUCAGGAACAACACUGUGAGCAAAGUCUAUCUAUUGAUUCGCAUUCGCUGAUGACCUAUAGCACAGCACGAAUUAGUUUUGUGUGCCCCCGCUUUUACAGGAAUGUGCGCUGCAUGUGCAAUGGCCACACUUCCCUUAGCUUUGCUGGGAAUAGCUACAUUAAAUACCGGGUUUCUGAAAAUAGCAAGAAAGAGGAAUUCAAGUUGGCUCUCCGUCUGCGAACGCUGCAAAGCAAUGGGAUUAUCAUGUACACCAGAGCGAAUCCCUGCAUAAUUCUGAAGAUUGUCGACGGCAAACUGUGGUUCCAGUUGGACUGCGGGAGUGGACCGGGAAUCCUGGGAAUUUCUGGCAGAGCCGUUAACGAUGGAAGCUGGCAUUCGGUCUUCCUGGAGCUGAAUCGCAAUUUCACAAGCUUGUCCCUGGACGACAGCUACGUGGAGCGCCGCAAAGCCCCCCUCUAUUUCCAGACGCUCAGCACCGACAGCUCUGUCUACUUCGGGGCCCAGGUCCAAGUGGAUAACGUCCGCAGCCUGACCGACAAGAGAACGACGCAGGUCUUGAGCGGCUUUCAGGGCUGCCUGGAUUCGGUUGUCCUGAAUAACAACGAGCUGCCGCUCCAGAACAAGCGCAGCAGCUUCGCGGAGGUGGUUGGCCUGACGGAACUGAAGUUGGGCUGCGUCCUGUACCCCGACGCCUGCGAGCGGCACCCCUGCCAGAACGGCGGCACCUGUACCAGCGUGCCGUCUGGCGGCUACCAGUGCAAUUGCCUCUCCCAGUUUACGGGAAGGAAUUGUGAGUCAGAGAUCACAGCCUGCUUCCCAAAUCCCUGCCGGAAUGGAGGCUCAUGUGAUCCCAUCGGCAACGCUUUCAUCUGCAACUGCAAAAAUGGCCUGACGGGAGUAACGUGUGAAGAAGAUAUCAACGAGUGUGAAAGAGAAGAAUGUGAAAAUGGGGGCUCCUGCGUCAACAUAUUUGGUUCAUUUCUGUGUAACUGCACCCCUGGCUAUGUGGGGCAAUACUGUGGUCUUCGCCCUGUGGUGGUUCCCAAUAUACAAGCUGGGCAUUCGUAUGUUGGCAAGGAGGAGCUGAUAGGAAUAGCCGUGGUCCUCUUUGUCAUAUUUGUGUUGAUUGUCCUCUUUAUAAUUUUUCGCAAGAAAGUUUUCAGGAAGAACUAUUCCCGCAACAACAUCACGCUCGUACAGGAUCCGGCUACUGCCGCCCUGCUCAACAAGAGCAACGGCAUCCAGUUCAAGAACAUCAGGAACAGCGGAGACAGCAGAAAUAUCUACCAAGAGGUUGGGCCUCCACAGGUCCCGGUGAGGCCAAUGGCCUAUACCCCAUGCUUCCAGAGUGACUCGAGGAAUAACCUGGACAAGAUAGUGGAUGGGCUUGGUGUGGAGCACCAGGAGAUGACGACGUUUCAUCCUGAGUCCCCUCGAAUACUGACAGCCAGGCGGGGAGUGGUGGUGUGCAGUGUGGCUCCGAACUUGCCCGCUGUGUCUCCCUGUCGCUCCGACUGUGACUCCAUCAGGAAGAGCACAUGGGAUGCUGGGACGGAAAGAAGUAAUAAAGGCAGCAACUCUGAAGUACAGUCCCUCAGCUCCUUCCAGUCUGAUUCUGGUGAUGAUAAUGCUUCCAUAGUGACUGUCAUACAGCUUGUCAACAAUGUAGUUGACACUAUAGAAAAUGAAGUGUCUGUUAUGGAUCAAGGACAGAACUACAACAGAGCGUAUCAUUGGGAUACCUCUGACUGGAUGCCAAGUGCUCGCUUGUCCGACAUUGAGGAAGUGCCCAACUUUGAGACAGCAGAUGGAGGCUCGGCUCAUCACGGCAGUGCCAGAGAGCUGGAAACAGAUUACUACCUUGGUGGCUACGACAUCGACAGCGACUACCCUCCCCCUCACGAAGAGGAGUUUUUAAGCCAGGACCAGUUACCACCUCCUCUUCCAGAGGAUUAUCCGGACCAAUACGAAACCCUCCCGCCCUCGCAGCCAGUGUCAAUGGCAAGUACACUCAUCCCCGAUUGCAGGCGACGGCCACACUUCCACCCUAGCCAAUACCUCCCUCCUCACCCGUUCCCCAGUGAGACGGACGCCACAGGGUCUCAGACUGGGAACGAAUUUAGUACUUUUGCUGUUGGCCCAAGCCAGAACACAGAAAAUGUUAGUGCAGGUAAGGUGCCCUUAUCCUUGCACAACUCUCUAGAUGCCUCCUCCUCUGACGUCUCAGCCAGCUGCGGCUUUGAUGACUCCGAAGUAGCUGUGAGUGACUAUGAAAGCGUGGAGGAACUCAACCUAGAAAAUGUUCACAUUCCAUUUGUGGAGACCCAGCAUCAGACACAAGUGUAA
This is a messenger RNA of Eurypyga helias (sunbittern), 4749 nucleotides long. RefSeq names its product protocadherin Fat 3-like. Gene Ontology annotation, molecular function: cadherin binding; calcium ion binding. The record is from RefSeq and is a predicted model, not a curated record. The annotation marks the transcript as partial. The transcript is spliced from 17 exons. Lineage: Eukaryota; Metazoa; Chordata; Aves; Eurypygiformes; Eurypygidae. Gene Ontology annotation, biological process: homophilic cell-cell adhesion. Gene Ontology annotation, cellular component: plasma membrane; catenin complex.